Molecule: messenger RNA, 1168 nt
Organism: Cryptococcus amylolentus CBS 6039
Lineage: Eukaryota; Fungi; Basidiomycota; Tremellomycetes; Tremellales; Cryptococcaceae
Exons: 1
Coding region: 253-720 (155 amino acids)
Source: RefSeq, a predicted model, not a curated record
CAGCCAAGCGCUCCUCUAAUCAGGCGACCAUCGCUGCUAUAUACCCCUGCACCCAGUGCAUCGAGCCCUAGGCUAUUAUCACCUCACCCAACGUUAUCCCUGUGUGCGUCCUUCAGAGCCCCACCCUGCGCCAACCCUCAACCAUCAAGAUAAGGCCUGGUACCGGGCCUCUAUCGGCUCGGGAACAGGCUUCCAGAGUUCAGGAGCACAGCAGGAGUCCCCAGUAGGUCCCCAGGGGCUAGGCCAUUCAGAAUGAAUCAUGAUAGUGUGGCCACUGUCUUGAUCCUCGUGGCUUGUGGCUGGUUUCCUGACCAGUACACAGUGCUUCCCGGCCGAGUCUGGCCUAUCUUUGACGCUUCCCGCCUGCACAUGCAUGGCAAGUGGCAUAGGAUGCAUCAGUCGCGAGAGCGUGCUAUAUUGCCGCCGGUAUGGGCGGGUAUAGCUCGCAGGACUGAUGGUCAGAAGCUCGAAAGUCACGACGAGAGCAGACCUUGCGCGCCAGAUGAGCAGCAGGGCCAGAGGAACCAAACACACAACCCGAACUUGGUUAGAUGCGAGUGCAGGUUCCUUUGUCUUCGCCAUAUCACACGCCGCAUCGGCUUAUUGCAUGGGCACAUAUGGCGAUCGGCAAUGGGAGCAGGCUUAAGCGUUGGAUGCAUAUGGCAAGUGUUGCCCAAGGCGUGCAUCAUCAUCUGGGGGGUGGUCGUAGAUGACCAGUGAGAACUAGCCUAGCGCUUUUGACCUCUUUUGGCAGGCACGUGGCUGCAUGACUAUUGCCAGGUGUUUCUGAGGUCGAAUCACCAGAACGUACAAGUACUAGGGCUGAUGGAAGUCUGGUCGCCCGUUGAGCCGAGUCAGCGGUGCCCUAACGCUAAGCUGCCUUGUGCGUGUCGGCACUCGGUCCUCCUGUCUGUGCUGUCAUCUAGAUGAUACUUACGCAGAACUCCUGCAUCUAUGUCCCAUGGAUCGCAUACCCGGUAAGCACCGCAAAUUGACACUUCUUCGAAAUGUCCGAAGUACCACCCACGAUCAUCGUCUACAUCCGGAAGCUGAUGAAUCCGACCGUUGUUGUCAUGCACAAUGUUCUUGGCAAAGCUUUUAUCGUACGCAAAGCAGAUACACCCACUGGAGACAGUUCGUUCAGACGAAAACGCCGUAUUGGAUUGUG